Dermacentor silvarum is the source of this 4406-nucleotide messenger RNA. RefSeq lists its product as uncharacterized. The transcript has 5 exons. NCBI's taxonomy places the organism in Eukaryota, Metazoa, Arthropoda, Arachnida, Ixodida, Ixodidae. The record is from RefSeq and is a predicted model, not a curated record. The coding region runs from base 67 to 1521 and encodes 484 amino acids.
CAGCGGCGGUACCAGCGUGCUGCGUCGGGGAUUUUCACCGGACAGACUGUUCGCACACAAGGAAGAAUGGACUUGGAAAAGCAUAUUUCCAGCUGGCUGCCACACUUGGACAAUGAAGUGAUGCAACUUACUGUACAGAAACUGCUGGACUGUGGUGUUCAGUCGCUUGAGCACCUCAAGUAUGUAGUGGAAGCCGACCUAAUGUUCCUGAAUGUGGUCAGUAGACGCAUCCUGCUCGAAAAGUUCCAGACAGCUGCCUCACCAGCCGUGCAAGUGUCCAUACCAAAAGGAAGUGAAGCUUCUGUGAGCCUGUUGGGCCAGGCUUUUGAUAUUCCAUGGGACGCAUUUCCACCCGAACUCGUAAAAGCAUGUCAAGAGGGCAGGCGUCCACUGAAAAGUGAUCUGAAUGAAAUGGUUAGGACACUAAGUGACAGGGUGCUUGCCUGCCAUCAGAAGCCUGGGCGCAAAGUGCUGCGAGCCAUUGCGAGUGAAAUCGUCAGCAAGUUUCCAAGAACUUUUGAGGACACCCUCAACGGCACCGUCAUUGCUACAGGAUUAGAAACGCUUCUAUGGAAGCUGGAGAAUUGCAUUAAUAACAAGAGAAGGCGCAGUUCUGAGUGUUUGAAGCGGUGUGUUUCAGAAGAUGAAGAAGAGUUCACCACAAAAAAGCCACAACUCCAAAAAGAUUCUUAUGGCUGUGUAGCCUGGCAGCCUGAUCUUCCGUCCAUGGAAACAGCUGAAACUCAAGAGAAGAAAAGAGAAGAGUUGCAAGCCCAAUUUAGGCUAGCUUCCCCAAACAGUUCUCGAGUCACACAACUAAUGGCUGAAACAUAUUCGUCACAGAGGCAGUUGAUCAAUGCCAGCAGAAGCGUGCUGUACGUGAAGGAAAACUGGCCUUUCCUCUUUGAAGAAAUGCACAUGUGUUCACAUAUCAAUGUACUGCUGGGGUUCAGUGCCUCUCAAACAUUUGACGAUCAAAUCAAGACUGUUGGGCGACAGGUUUUUAGGUAUGCUCACAGCUUAAUAAAAAAGGCGAACGUGAGGACAUGCCUAGAGCAAAUCGAAAAGGCCAGAAUUGAACUAAAGACAAUGGCUGUAGAGUACGAAGCCACUCCCCUCCUCCUGCUCGCCAUCUUCGAUGAAGACUGCGAGCUCUUCUGUAAGGUAGUCGAGGAAUGCGCCAGUGAUGAAGACCUUGGGGACAUGCCAUGUUCUCCUUUCAUCAUUGCAAAAGGAGGCAGUUUUAUUACUGCAAGGAACUUCACCAUAUGCAUUGACACCCUGCCAGUGAUACACGCAACAAACCCAUGCCAGGCAUUCCGGCUCAUGUUUUUCGCACACUUUGCGUUUAAUCUUGCGUACCCUAAGGACACAAGCCUCUGCUUGGAGUUCACACAGCGGACCAUUGCAGGUGUCAAUCCUGGCAGGGGAACGAAGAUAGAGCGCACAAAGAAAAAACAACACUGCCUCUCCCCAAAAGUUGCUUCCCUCAUCACAUCGUUGCAAGACUUCGACUUUUAACUGUUCUGAAACUUCAAAACUUUUUCAUUACACACAGUUGGGCAACUGACCGACUAUAUUUCUACUACAUCGGGCUCUUCUGUAAGUGUUUCAAUAUAUACACCAUUGUCAUUUCUUUUCAUGCACUGUGAUAAUGCAAAUACUCUGUUUAAUGCCUUAUGCCUUCUUACUUUUAUCUGACUGCUUCAUGCAGUAGUAGUGUCAAGCAAGGCACAAUUUUCCUUAUUUGUAUUUUUGGAAUUAGUUUCAUGACCGGUUGUAUGCAUUUUAUUGUAAUACUAUUUUGAUAUGUAUAUUAUAGUUUCAAGAUUGGAACGUAUAAGCAGAGUGAAUUAAUAUUUUAUGGUUACACUGUGAUAAUACAACAGCUUGUCACAUGCCUUAUGUUUUGUUUGUAUCUCGGUGCUUAAUGCAAUACUAGUGUCAAGCAAGGCGUAGUUUGCCCAAGACACCUUCCUUAUGUAUAAACUUGUCAUUACAGUUUAGUGACUGGUUGGACUUAUUGUAAUACUACUUUCUCCAUUGUAUUAAAUAUAUUUUUAUAUUGUAGUUGUAAGGUUGAACGUACUAAGUAGAAUGAACCAAUAUUUUAUGGUUACACUGCGAAAAUGCGAACGCUGUUUUAUUCAUGCCUUGUGUCUUGUUGCUUGUAUCUCACUGCUUAGUUGUAAGGUUGAACGUACUAAGUAGAAUGAACCAAUAUUUUAUGGUUACACUGCGAAAAUGCGAACGCUGUUUUAUUCAUGCCUUGUCUUGUUGCUUGUAUCUCACUGCUUAGUUGUAAGGUUGAACGUAGUAAGUAGAAUGAACCAAUAUUUUAUGGUUACACUGCGAAAAUGCGAACGCUGUUUUAUUCAUGCCUUGUGUCUUGUUGCUUGUAUCUCACUGCUUAGUUGUAAGGUUGAACAUACUAAGUAGAAUGAACCAAUAUUUUAUGGUUACACUGCGAAAAUGCGAACGCUGUUUUAUUCAUGCCUUGUGUCUUGUUGCUUGUAUCUCACUGCUUCAUGCAGUACUAGUGUUAUGCAGAAUUGAUGCUUGUUAGGCGAGUUGGUGGUGCGUAAGUGCUAAAACAGAGUGAAGCAAGCCGGGACAAGAAAGAGCACACAACACGAGCGCUGACUUUCAACUGUUUAUUUCUUUCUGUUGUCAUGUAUAAAUACGCACAAGAACCACCAGCAUCAAAUUGAAAGCAUAGCCGAUACAACUCAGCCUUUUGCCGAUUGCCAACGAUCUAAAAACAUGAGUUCUUUUCUGAUAGUUCCAGCGAUGCCACGCUCACACACCUGUUAACUGCACAUGUAAUAUUCAUUGCCUCGAUAAGCUCCCUAACCCGCUAGUCCUUGUGACAGUCGGUAAUCUGACUCUGUUCAAACAAAGGCACGCAUGGCCUAGAACGGCACCUUCACCUAGAUUGAGUGCUGCAUUGACGGUAGUGCAGGCUACAAUGGUUACAAUGUUAAUUAGAGCAACCAGGGCCACCUCAGCCCGCACUGGCAUCAGUGCGGCACGCAAUCGGUGACGGAGCCAUUCAAUGCCAUGUGUGCCUUUCUUUGAACAGUCAUAUCAACCGUCGCAAAGACGAGCGGGUUAGGAAGACUAUCGAGCCAAUGAAUUUUGCAUGUGCAGGUAACAGGUGUGAGCGUGUCAUCGCUGGCACUAUGAAGAAAAGAGCUGGGGUGUACUGGUGUGUGUCAGUCACCCUGAUUCUUUUCAGUUUCAAGCUGGCGGUCUACGUGUGUAUUUAAAUGGGGCUACACCAAGGAAUAAACAGUUGAAAGUCCUGUCUUGUUUCGCUUUGUUUUAGCAAUUGCCGUCAAGCAAGACACAUUCUGCCAAUAUUCAUAAUUUUCCUUAUGCGUAUAAUUGCCAUUACAGUUUCGUAACCGGUUGGAUUUGGAUUUUUAUAUUUAUUGUAGUAGCAAUAUUAGAAGUACCAAGUAGAGUGAACCAAUUGGUUGCUUUAUGGUUACACUGUGAUAAUGCAAACAACCUGUUUCAUGCCUUAUGACUUGUUGCUCGUAUCUCACUGCUUCAUGCAGUACUAGUUUCAAGCAAGGCACAAUGUGACAAUAUGCACUAUUUCUCUAAUGCAUAUACUUGCCGUUACAGUUUAGUGACCGGUUGUAUACUCAUUGUGUUGAACUACUAUUUUAAUAAUUAUUUUAUUUUGCAAGAUUGGUUCACCCUACUUAGUACGUCCAAUGUUUUCGUUAUACUGUAAGAAUGCAAAAAGCCUUGGGCAUGCCUUAUGUUCUGUUGCUUGUAUCUCAAUAGCUGCUUCAUCCUGUACUAGUGUCGAGCAAGGCGCAAUUUGUCCAAGACACUCUCCUUAUGUGUAUACUUGCCAUCACACUUUAAUGACUGGCUUUCUUCAUUGUACAGGUAUUACUAUGUUCUGUGUUGCAAUCAUUGUAUUUUAUUACCAUUUUAAAAUAGAUCAUAUGUUCUCCUGCAUACUUGCCAUUACUGCAUAUUGCGUGUCUUUUUGCUGUAUACUUUAUUUAGCAGCUGUGCUACAUAGGCAGUGCAGGGAGGGCAAUUUUAUUGUCAUUUUACUUGGGUCACCAGUCUACCAUUUACUUUAAUCACAUGAUGCUGGAAAGCAUAGUCAAAAACUAGUCAUAAUGACAUUGUUUACUAUUGCACUUGCAUUUACCAACGUUGUUGAAUACUAACUUGCCAUUUCUAGUAACAUAAAAGUAGUGAAAUAUUUCAUUGUGUUUAAACGUGGCAGCAGUUGCAAUGUUUUGUAUAUGCCUUUAUGUCAGUCAUUAAAGGUGGUGUGAAAGAAAUAAAGUCUCUGAAAUGACAGAAAAUAGAGCUUCGCAGAAAAUGUCGUCAUGAAAAAAAAAAGCUGUGAAAGAAUAGAAUAUUUCGUGACG